Apis florea (little honeybee) is the source of this 1015-nucleotide messenger RNA. RefSeq names its product WAP four-disulfide core domain protein 2. Gene Ontology annotation, molecular function: serine-type endopeptidase inhibitor activity. The record is from RefSeq and is a predicted model, not a curated record. Lineage: Eukaryota; Metazoa; Arthropoda; Insecta; Hymenoptera; Apidae. Gene Ontology annotation, cellular component: extracellular region. Gene Ontology annotation, biological process: innate immune response; antibacterial humoral response.
UUAUAUUAAAAAAUUCUUCCCAAUGAAAUCAGGAAAUCGUUCAGAUUACAGGCAUUCAUUCAUUCUUUAUCCCUAAAGCUCACAGAAACCGUUAUCUUCCUUCCGUUCGAUUUAGAUUUCUUGUUAAUUGAAUUUGUCCGGUUAAUUAUCGCUGCGGUUCGACAUCCGAAGUAGGAACAACGAUUCUCAAUUUCCCUUACGGAAUUGCUACAUGCUCCGCACAUUUAUUAUCAAGUGUAAUGAUCAAUCUUAUAUAGUAGAGAAAUUGCUCUCCCUCUGACAAAACGGAAGUCACAAUCGCCUCUUUAAUAAUUUUAUGCAAGGAAAACAUUGAACAAUGAAGCUUUUUUUAAUCAUUUUCACACUGGUGUUAUACUUCACCAUUACAUAUGGUGAAUCCAGAUAUGAACAUAGAUAUGAACCAUUUGUUGAGAAACCAGGUUCCUGUCCACCACCAUUACCAGUGUACAUUUGUAGCCAAUCUUGUUUCUCUGAUUCGUAUUGUUCAGGAAUUGGCAAAUGUUGUCCUACUAAUUGCGGAGGCUUUGUUUGCACAAAACCUGUGACUAUGAGGACAAUUUCUAAAGAAAAACCAGGUUCCUGCCCAGCAAUACCUAAAGGAAGAUGGAUAUGUUCGUCAACUUGCAGUGUUGACAGUGAUUGCAGAGGAACAAUGAAAUGUUGUAAGAAUCGUUGUGGAGCUAUGGCUUGUCAAAAACCAGAUAUCCAAGAAUCUAUAGACAUCCCAGUUGUUUCACUGCCAGAAGAUUCUUAUGAUAUUCCCAAAUACGUCAAUUCCAGAGUCAAUCCAAAUAAUUAUCCUUAUUAUUUUUAUAACAAUUAGUAAAAAUAAUUGCAAAUUAUGCUAAAGCAAAUUAAUAUGAAAAUAUAAUAUUUGUUUACCAUCAUAUAAAAUAUUCUGUGCCAUAUCUAUUAUAAAAAUAAUAAUUGUAAUAUUUAUAUCAUUUAAUAAUAAAUUUGCAUUUUCAUGUUAAUUAACAAAAUUUUAAAUUUA